Molecule: messenger RNA, 611 nt
Organism: Caenorhabditis sp. 36 PRJEB53466
Lineage: Eukaryota; Metazoa; Nematoda; Chromadorea; Rhabditida; Rhabditidae
Source: the annotation of a GenBank genome assembly
AUGCCAGCUAAGUUGUCGACAUUUUCGUGCAUACAGGUUAGUUAGUAAUUUCGUUUGAAAAACAGACAAAAAUAGAUGUUAUUUUUGAGAUCACGACACCGAGAUCGUCACCGACGCCGUCGAAUGGACCGUUUCCCGCCUAUAUAUCAACGUCUGAAUUCGAUCCGGUUCUUUACAGAGAGGAACUGAUACGCAAAGCUUACCUCGCCAGGUUUCCGAUUGAUAGGUAAGACGAUAGAAGUAGCUGAAAACUGAACGCAGAAAUUGACGGGAAGAAAAAUGUGACAAGUUGUGUGUGUGUGUGUGUUUGGUUGGUUGGAAGUUUUGUGAUCAGCACUCGUUUCAGCAAUGACCGACCAGACUACCUCAUCACUAUCGGAAAAGGUCACAAAACGUGUUCCACCAUAAGCGUCGGUUAGUCUUUUUCAUUUUUUGCGAUAAUCUCUCUGUACUGAGUGUCAUUUUUGUUUCCAGAGGUUAAAGGACGAGAAGACAAAAGCGGAAGAAGUCGAAUGCCGGCCGCAUUCGCCGGUAUUACAUGUACAAUUGUUCUUUUAUUUCUUGUGAUGGUCUACGUUUAUUUGAGUGGAUUUGUAUCGUUCUGGAAGUAA